UAUUCCGAAUUUCCGACCUUCCUCUUCCUCGCACACUUGCUUAAUUUGUAAGCGCCACUGUCACUUUCCGCAGAAGAACCCUAAACCUCACCCUCCUCUCCGAAACUCCAUCAAUGGCAGAAAUGGCGGUCAUUACAGUUGGUGGAAAAGGUUCCUCUCUCUCCCCAGCCUCAGUUUUCUUAGUAGCGAACAAGCUUGCUCAGGUACGCAUCGAUUCUUCCAUUCUCGAGAAAUUAUCAUCUUCAUCGAACAAUAAUGCUUCUCCCUCAAUCAAUUAUCUCAUCGAAUUUCCCCAAUUCCUAACCCUAGAAGAAAUUAGAGCUUCCUCUAUUCUCCUCUUGUCGAAACUCUUGCUCUCUAGCUCCCCAAUUCGAGCUGAAAUCCCCGAUUUGAUUUGCCAAACCCUAAAUUCAGAAUCGACGUCUUUAUGUUUUGAUCCGAUUAAUGUAACUGAAGAGGAAAAAUGUGUGUUGGAUUCUUGUUUGUCUGUAUCUGUAUUAGAUGGUGUUUCUGCGUUAUUGGAUUAUGGAGCUUCGUGUUUGUCCCCUGUGUCGGAGACGAUGGCGGCUUUGUCGUGUGAGGCGUCAAAGGCAAAUGUGUCGGCUUUUAACUUGGUUGAUUCUGGGGAUGGGAAGUGUGUGAAGGAUGAAGCUGGUGUUGCUAGUGAUCUUAAAGUUUUCCUUAAUGGAUCCAAAUUGACUGGUAAGGUUGAAUUGGAUGCUGUUUCGAGUGUUCCGGAAAUUUACGGGAGUUUCAGGGCUGCUGUGAGAGUUUUGCAUUCCAUGGUGAGGGUAAAGAUUAACUCGGCGAUGAAGGGUGGGAUAGGUGGAGCAGGGAAAGCAUGGGAACCAGUUUGGAUGUCUUUGGCAUCUACAAUUCGGAAUCUGGGUAUCAGUGGUUUGAUUCGUGCAGAUUUGAAUGUUAGGUCAAUCGGUAGUGAAGGGAUACAAUCAAGUUUGAAACGUCUAGUUGAUGAGAAGUGUCCUACUGAACAGAAAUUAGAAGAUGCUUAUGCAUCAGCCUCGAAAGCUGCUUGUGAGAAGGAAUAUGUCCAGUUAGUGCAUAAUGUCAAUAACUUGUUUGGCUUGGUAAUGACAGUGGUAUCUUGGGAGAUGAUAACUUCCAUUGUUUCGUUGGAGGGAAGUGAAUUGCUUGAUAAGAAUGAGGUUGUUGCUGUUAGUGCAGAAAAUGUGAAAGUAGCUAAGAAGAGUGAGAAAAAGAAGAAGGUAUCGGGUAAGGGGACAAUGGUUGUUCUGCAACUUAUUAGAGAUAGACUGCAGGGUGUUUUAGUGGAUGGAGCUGAUGUUUUUACUAACUUGCAAAAAUUAGCUGAUAAUAUUUGCUCAUUUUUGGAUCCCAAGGUUCCUGCUUUUGGUGAUUUCUUAGAGAAGAUAAAAGAAAUUGUGGAAAGCAAUGAAAGCAGAAGACUCCCAAAGAUCCCAAAGGGCACACGUGAUUUUGCUAAAGAACAGAUGACAGUGAGAGAUAAAGCCUUUUCAAUAAUAACAGAAAUUUUCAAGAGGCACGGUGCAAUGGCACUGGAUACUCCAGUUUUUGAAUUAAGAGAGACUUUGAUGGGAAAAUAUGGAGAGGACUCAAAAUUGAUUUAUGAUCUGGCUGAUCAGGGAGGAGAACUCUGUUCUUUGCGAUAUGACUUGACUGUUCCAUUUGCUCGACAUGUGGCAAUGAAUAGUCUUACAUCAUUCAAAAGAUACCAAAUUGCUAAAGUUUACAGAAGGGACAACCCGUCUAAGGGAAGAUAUCGUGAAUUUUAUCAAUGUGAUUUUGACAUUGCUGGCCAGUUUGAGAAGAUGGGGCCUGAUUUUGAGGUGGUUAAAAUUUUGACUGAGCUUCUUGACGAAUUGAACAUUGGAGACUAUGAGGUAAAGUUGAAUCAUCGCAAGUUGCUAGAUGGAAUGUUAGAUAUUUGCGGAGUUCCUGCGGAAAAAUUCAGAACAAUAUGUUCUAGUAUUGACAAGUUAGACAAGCAGUCAUUUGAGCAAGUGAAAAAGGAGAUGGUGGAGGAAAAAGGGUUACUCGCAGAGACAGCUGACAAGAUUGGUAGUUUUGUGAAAGAAAGGGGAUCUCCUCUGGAGCUACUAUUGAAGCUUAAACAGGAAGGAAGCGAGCUUUUUAAACAUGAAGGUUCAGCCCUUGCUUUGGGUGAAUUGGAUCUUUUAUUUAAACUUUUGGAGAAAUCGAAGUGCGUAAAUAAAAUAGUUUUCGACCUAAGUCUUGCAAGAGGUCUUGAUUACUACACUGGGGUGAUAUUUGAAGCUGUCUUCAAAGGAACCACACAGGUUGGAUCAAUAGCUGCUGGUGGGCGCUACGACAAUCUUAUCGGCAUGUUUGGUUCUAAGCAGGUUCCUUCAGUUGGUGCCAGUCUGGGAAUAGAACGUGUAUUUGCGAUAAUGGAGCAAAAUCAGAAAGAUCAAAAUCAGGUAGUACGGGCUAACGAAACCCAGGUUUUGGUGGGUGUAGUCUCGCGACCUGGCAAAAGUGUUGAUGACGACUUGAUUUUAGCAGCUGAAUUGGUUAAUGAACUGUGGCUUGCCAAAAUCAAAGCAGAAUAUACGACUGUCAAAAAGGUUUUCAAAAUCUUUGAGCGUGCAGAGUCAUCGGGGAUCCCUUUUGCCGUCAUGGUCGGAGUGCGUGACCUAAAAGACGGGUUUGUCAAAGUGAGGGAUGUCAAGACCAAGACAGAGGAGGAAAUUCCUGUGGAUAAAAUGGUUGAGGAGCUUCAAAAACGAUUAGGGACAUCAUCAUCUUGAAAUAUCAGUAGUUUGGAGAGUUCUUGCCUGUUUGUUCUCAGUUUGGCUUAAUUCAGCAAGAGAUUGUGGUCAGUCAUUUUUGUUUUAUAGAAGGCAUUUUGGGAUAUUAUUAAUUCUUCAUACAUCAGUUUAAGGGUAUUACAAAUUACAAAUGGGACGGAAGGAUUCGAACUUUGUUUUUUUUUACAAGGUAAGAAAAAUGAAUUUAGGAGUUUGAACAACGAGGGAUAAAUCUGAACUAUUACAAGGAUCAAUAUACAUGCUAGUAGAGGCUAAAUAUCCUACA
Molecule: messenger RNA, 3057 nt
Organism: Spinacia oleracea (spinach)
Lineage: Eukaryota; Viridiplantae; Streptophyta; Magnoliopsida; Caryophyllales; Amaranthaceae
Product: histidine--tRNA ligase, cytoplasmic
Exons: 7
Coding region: 114-2771 (885 amino acids)
Biological process (GO): histidyl-tRNA aminoacylation; mitochondrial translation
Cellular component (GO): cytosol; mitochondrion
Molecular function (GO): histidine-tRNA ligase activity; ATP binding; RNA binding
Source: RefSeq, a predicted model, not a curated record